Gadus morhua (Atlantic cod) is the source of this 4262-nucleotide messenger RNA. RefSeq names its product protein NLRC3-like. Lineage: Eukaryota; Metazoa; Chordata; Actinopteri; Gadiformes; Gadidae. The transcript is spliced from 6 exons. The coding region runs from base 34 to 2817 and encodes 927 amino acids. The record is from RefSeq and is a predicted model, not a curated record. Gene Ontology annotation, molecular function: protein binding.
GAGGGAGUGGUAGACAUCACAAAGCUCUGCCUGAUGGAGAUGAACCAGGAGGAACUGGCCGACGCACUGUGGGGCGAAACUGCAGUGUGCCAACGUAAAAUUAAGUCUCAUCUGAAGAAGAAGUUCAGGUCUUUAUUGGAUGGAAUCGCUACAGCAGGACAGCAAACAGAUCUGAAUGACUUCACAGAGAUCUUCGUCAGAGAGAGAGGGACUCGAGAGGUCAACAAAGAACAUGAGGUCAGACUGAUUGAAACAGCUUCAAGGAAACUAGCCAAGGAGGAAAUACCAAUCAAAUGUGAAGACAUCUUUAAACCCUUACCAGGCCAAGAUCAACCAAUAAGAACAAUAAUGACAACUGGAGUCGCCGGCAUUGGUAAAACCGUCUUAACACAAAAGUUUACUCUGGACUGGGCCGAAGGCAAAGCCAACCACGACAUAUACUUCACAUUUCUCUUCCCUUUCAGAGAGCUGAACUUACUGAAAGGGAAAGAGUUGAGCUUGGUGGAACUUCUUCAUCACUUCUUUAUUGAGACCAAAGAGGCAGGAAUCUGCAGAUUCAACCAUUUCCAAGUUGUCUUCAUCUUGGAUGGUCUGGAUGAGUGUCGACUUCCUCUGGACUUCCAGAACAACCACAUCUGGACUGAUGUCACAAAGCCGACCUCAGUGGACGUGCUGCUGACAAACCUCAUCAGGGGCGACCUGCUUCCCUCCGCUCGUAUCUGGAUAACAACACGCCCUGCGGCAGCCAAUCAGAUCCCUUCUGAGUUUGUUAACAUGUUUACAGAGGUGAGAGGGUUCACCGACCAACAGCAGGAGGAGUACUUCAGGAAGAGAUUCAAAGAGGAGACGCUGGCCAGCACAAUUAUCUCCCAUGUAAAGAAAUCUCGAAGCCUCCACAUCAUGUGUCACAUCCCAGUCUUAUGUCGGAUCACUGCUACGGUUCUGGAGGACCACUUCAAAACAUCCAAGAUCAGGAAAGAGAUGCCCAACACUAUGACGCAGAUGUACAGCCACUUCCUGAGGGUUCAGUCCAUACAGGCAGACAGGAAGAAUCAUGGCAGAGCUGCAACAGAUCUGCAGUGGAGUUCAGAGAUCAGGGAGAUCAUUCUUUCUCUGGGAAAACUGGCGUUUUACCAGCUGGAGAAGGGAAACCUCAUCUUCUACGAGGCAGACCUGGCAGAGUGUGACAUCAAUAUUGGAGCAGCCUCACUGUACUCAGGAGUGUUCACCGAGAUCUUUAAGGAGGAGUGUGGGCUGUACCAGGACAAGGUGUUCUGCUUUGUCCAUCUGAGCAUCCAGGAGUUUCUGGCUGCCCUUUAUGUCUUUCAGUCAUUCAUCGACAAUGGUAAAAAUCUGCUCUCAGAAGAACAACAACCCUUCUGGUAUGAUAAUCAUCACUUCCUCUACCAGAAGGCGGUGGACAAGGCCUUACAGAAUGAGAAUGGACACUUUGACUUGUUCCUUUGCUUCCUCCUGGGCCUCUCUCUGGAGACCAAUCAGAUUGUCCUACAAGGUCUUAUUGGAAAGACAGGAAAUACAUCACUGACCAAUGAGAAAACAGUGCUUUACAUCACAGAGAAGUUAAAUGGAAAUCUCUCUCUAGAGAGAAGCAUCAAUCUGUUCCAUUGUCUAAAUCAGCUGAACUACCGUUAUCUAGUGGAGGAGAUCCAACAGUUCCUGACAUCAGGAAGUCUCUAUAAUUGUUUAGAUCGUGAUCAGUGGUCAGUUCUGGCCUUCAUCUUACUCUCAUCAGAAGAGGAGCUGGACAUAUUUGACCCGAAGAAAUACUCUAAAGAGACUGCUAAAGAGAAAGGUCUGCUGAUGCUGAUGCCAGUGGUCAAAGCCUCCAAAAAAACUCUGCUUAAUGGCUGUCAUCUGUCAGAGAGAUGCUGUGAAGCUCUGGCCUCAGUUCUCAGCUCAAACUCCUCUAGCCUGAGAGAGCUGGACCUGAGUACCAAUGAUCUGCAGGAUUCAGGAGUGAAGCUGCUCUGUGCUGGACUGGGGAGUCCACACUGUACACUGGAAACUCUCAGGUUGUCUGGUUGCCUGAUCACACAGAAAGGCUGUGAUUCUCUGGCCUCAGCUCUAAGCUCUAACCCCUCCCAUCUGAGAGAGCUGGACCUGAACUACAAUCACCCAGGAGACUCAGGAGUUAGGCUGCUCUCUGCUGGACUGGAGGAUCCACGCUGGAGACUGGACACUCUCAGUGUGAAGCACGGUGGAUUCCGGAGGCUGAAAUCAGGUCUAAAGAAGUAUGCCUGUGAAAUCACACUGGACCCAAUCACAGCACACCGAGACUUCUCUCUCUCCGAGGACAACAGAAAGGUGACACGGGGUAAACGGGGCCAGUUCCGGGGCCAGUAUCCUUAUCAUCCCGAGAGGUUUUUGCCCCUUUUCCAGGUGUUGUGUAGAGAGGGUCUGACUGGCCGCUGUUACUGGGAGGUAGAGUGGAAUCAUCAUGUUUGGAUAGCAGUUACAUACAGAGGAAUCGAAAGGAAAGGAUGGGUUAGUGAAGCAUUUCUUGGAAAAAACGACAAGUCCUGGAGUAUUGAGUGUAAUGAUGGUGGUUACACUGCCUGGCACAACGAUGGAAAAACAGACGUACCUCUCCCCCCCACUGGCUCCAACAGAGUAGGAGUGUAUCUGGACCGGCGUGCUGGCACUCUGUCCUUCUACAGAGUGUCCCCAGGUGGAGGAGGGUCCUCAGACACACUGACACACAUCCACACCUUCCAGUCGUCCUUCACCAAGGAGGACCUCCUCCCUGGGUUUAGGUUAGAGUGGCGGGAAUCCUCAGUGUCUCUUUGUCAGAUUUAGCAACACACACAAACACACACACACACACACACCCACACAAACAUAAUAAAAUAAAUGGUAACGAUUGCCUUCACAAACUAUUAUUGCUGCGCUAAGGUGAACCUUUCAUCGGGAGGUUAUUUUGGAAUUGUUUUGUUAAAGGAUCAUGUAUAAUAGGGGCGACAUUGGCGGGAGAGCGGGUUGACUUGUAACCGGUAGGUUGCUUGUUCGAUCCCCGGCUCCUCCUAGACGAGCCUUGAGGUGUCUUGCAAGACACCUCAACCCUGACGGCUCCUAACAAGCCGGCUGUCGCCCUGCGUGGUCGACUCCGCCGUUGGUGUGUGAAUGUGUGUGUGGACUGCUGUAAGUCGGUUUGGAUAAAAGCGUAUGCUAACCGCCCAAGAUGUGCAUGUAAAUGUAACACACAAGCCUAGAUUGGGGUUGAAUUAUGUAUACCCUGGGUUUUUUAAGUGUCAGAGAUUGAGCCCCCCCUCAGAGAACCAUAAACAGCUGCCCUGCCCCCCCCCCCCCAAACAUUUACAGAAUCUUUGUGUUUUAAAGACAUAAACAAACAAUGGAACAAUGAGUGUGCGUCUUUGAUUCGCAGAGGCAGCAUUUUUUUUUUUCACGUUGCGCUCCUCUUGAAGAACUAUGGCGCCCCCUACCGGAGGCGCGUCCCACUGUUUGAAAGCACCCUGAUAUAGGCUUUAUAUAAUGUAUUUACUCUAUAUUACAUUCAAACACAUUGAAAGUGUGGCUAAUGAAGAGAAUAGUGUUUGAAUAAAUGUUUAAUUCUGACAAAACGAUAGGGACCACUCCACACUUUAUUUUGAGGGAGCUCAGCAUCAAAGUUAUUUCACCACACACUUUAAUGAAUAAUAAUUAGAUCAGACAAAUAAGAAAAAUAAAUAGAAAAAAGGCAUUAUAAUUAUUAUCAUCAGAUAUGGAAGAUAUAUACAAUUAUGAGGCUUCCAUAUGGCAUAUAGUUUGUGUAGAUAGCGUGUGUUGCCAGAACUGAUUGGCAAUUUCGAACCCAACUAUAGAUAAACCGCCCAAUCAACCAAAAACCUGCCCAAAACGUAAAUUGCCAGAAAACCGAUUAAUCACAUACUUCUGCAAUGGAAAAUACACGAAUACACACCUAAGCGCAACCUCAUUAUUAACUAUGACGUUAUGAACAUCUCAUCUAUCUUUUGUCUAUGUUUUGUUGAUUAAUGAUACAUUACUUCUCUGUAAGUUUAUUUCCUUGUCCAUGUAAUGUCAAUGUCAAUCAUCUGUCUAACUAUAUGCUGCGUUGCUUUUAUGCUUUUGUAUGUUCUAUCUAACAUCAACCUGCCAGGGACUACAGAUGAAAAAUAUUUUUUUAACUGAAUCUGGUGCAUUUAUGUGUCCGAUGUAAUGGCCAUGUUGAUUAAUGCACACUGUACCUUUUGAAUAAAUAAAUAACUCAUCCCAUUGAAGAUCCA